Molecule: messenger RNA, 648 nt
Organism: Triticum turgidum subsp. durum (durum wheat)
Lineage: Eukaryota; Viridiplantae; Streptophyta; Magnoliopsida; Poales; Poaceae
Source: the annotation of a GenBank genome assembly
AUGGCCUCAAAGUUCUUCCUCCUUGCCCUUCUGGCCAUGUCGGCUUCUCGUGCUAUUGCCUCCGACCCAGGCCAGCUCCAGGAUUUCUGCAUCGCUGACAGAACAUCACAAGUUUUUGUCAAUGGAUUUGCAUGCAAAAACCCAAAGACCGCUGUGGCAGAAGAUUUCUUCUUCUCUGGCCUUCACAUGGCUGGGAACACGAGCAACAAGCAAGGAUCUGCUGUGACCGCAGUUAAUGUGGCGCAGAUUGCUGGGUUGAACACUUUGGGCAUCUUCCUGGUUCGCGUCGAUUAUGCACCCAAUGGUCAAAACGCACCCCACAUCCAUCCCCGGGCAACCGAGAUCCUCACCGUGCUGGAAGGCUCGCUCUAUGUUGGUUUCGUGACCUCAAACCCCGAGAACAAGUUGUUCGCAAAAUUUCUGAACAAAGGGGACGUGUUUGUGUUUCCACAAGGGUUGAUUCACUUCCAGUUCAACUUGGGAACAAACAAAGCCAUAGCCAUUGCCGCGCUGAGCAGCAAGAACCCUGGGGUGAUCACCAUAGCCAAUGCGGUGUUCGGAUCCAAGCCAUCCAUCUCAGAUGAUAUCCUUGCCAAAGCCUUCCAGGUGGACAAGAACAUAGUAGACAAUAUCCAAGCUCAAUUCUAG